This is a messenger RNA of Linum tenue, 315 nucleotides long. NCBI's taxonomy places the organism in Eukaryota, Viridiplantae, Streptophyta, Magnoliopsida, Malpighiales, Linaceae. The record is from the annotation of a GenBank genome assembly.
AUGGCGUACAUUACGCGUUGCGUCCGCGCUCAGAUGGAGGGAAAUGAUGAUCAGCCUCCGCCGCCUCAGCCUCAGCCGCCACAGCCUCAGCCGCAGCCGCCCAUACUUCCCCUUGUGAGACCGCCGCUGCCCCCCGCCCGGAAGUUCUCGGAGGACGACGAGCAGGCGGAGUGCUCCAUUUGCCUGGAGGAGUUCGAGGCAGGCGUGGACGUCCGGAGGCUGGGUUCAUGUGGGCACCUCUUCCACUUGAUCUGCAUAGAUCAGUGGCUUGAAGGUCAAGCAACUUGCCCAUUGUGCAGAGGGAGUGUGGUUUGA